UUAAAAUACAGAAUAAAGGUCUAAAAACUGAAAAAGGGACAUUUCACUGAUUCUUCUUCCAUCCAGACCACAUCAGACCUGGUCUACAUUAGAAACCACUGGACCUAGACUUGCCGAACCCGGACUAGAUUAACAUGGAGACUCCAGAAACUGUUUAAAACCCGGUUUCAGAUUUGUAAAACCUUUAUUGAAUAUGACAAAACAGAAAAGAAAUUCUAUUUCACAGGUUUUUCUCCAUCCAGACCACAUCAGACCAGGUCUAGCUCAAAAACCACUGUGUUUAGGUGCGAUGGCUCAGGUGCGGCGGCCGGUCGGCGAGGCGCUGUGGGCGAUGUGUGCGGCCGACUCCGCGUCCAUGCCGGUCCACUGGUACUACGACGUCGACGACAUCAGGGCGGACUUCGGAGGCUGGAUAUCCGGCUUCAACUCGCCCAGAAGCAGACACCCGUCCAGCAUCCUCAGCCUCUCCAACACCGCCGGCAGCGGUCGGACUGCCGGGUCCUCCGGCGCCACGCGGCCCGACGUGGUCGGUAACGUGAUCCUCCACGAUAAACUGAACUUAUGGAAGUCCUCCAAAGGCUCAGUCCACUAUCAUCAAGGUCUUCAGGCCGGUGACAACACCCUGAACGUCCUCUGUUCUCUCCGAGCGGCUCGUUCGCUCGUCGCCGGGCGUUUCAGCGACGUCUCUCAGCCGGACGCUCGAGCCGCCGUUCUGUCAGACUACGUCCACUUCCUGACCACGCCCGGCUCGCACCGCGACACCUACGCCGAGUCCUCCCACCGCUCCUUCUUCGCCUCCUGGCAGGACGGCAGGCCCACCUCGCCCCGUGAGGUUCUGACGUUUGCAGAAAAACGCUCCAGGCAGCAGCUGAGCUCCUCAUUCGCCGACAGCCAGCUGGACGCCAUCGGCUGCCUUCCCAUGAUCCUCCCCUUCGUCCUGCUGUCCGCCUCGGCCAAUGAGAAGCAAGCUGUUUCAGCGGCAGUAGAGUUUGUGAAGCUCACCCACCCCCACCCGAAGGUGCCCGAGUACGUGUCGAUCUACAGCCGGGCGCUGCACGCCGUGCUGGGCGGAGCCAGCGUGCGCCAGCAGGCCGAGCACGCUCUGAGGAGGCUGGACACCUGGGACACCUGCCGGAGCUACAGCCGCAAGGCCGGCAGGUUUCCGGUGUCCUCCGAGGAACGGCUGAAGGUCCAUCAGAGCGCUGUGAACUACCUCGGUCUGGCCUGCUACACUAAAGGCGCUCUGUCCAGCAUGUUUUAUCUGGCUCACGAGUUUCACGACGACCCCAGAGGAGGAAUCCUGGCCAACACCAACUGUGGAGGUGAGAACUGUAACCGCGGGGCGGCGCUGGGGGCCCUGCUGGGGGCGGGAGGGUCGUACGGCGGAGACGUCAUCCCGCAGGAGUGGAAGGACGAACUGAGAGACGCCCAGGAGUUCAUCCCCGACAUCCUGAAGGAGAUGCAGUAAGAGCAGCGCCGCCCCUGGAGGCGCGGAGGGGAACUGCAGCUUCAAAACGUUUGUCUUCCAAACGCAACAGUUAAAUUUGGCUGUUUUUAUUCCAGUUCAUGUGUUUUAUUUUUACAUUUAAUAAUGGAAAUAUUAUUUUCUUUUCCUUAAUUAAGUUUUAUCGGCACAUUUUUUGUUGUUGUUGUUGUCGUCGUGUGGUUUGGACCGUUUGCAUUGUAGAAUAAAAAAACGUAAAUUAUCAGCAGGAAAAAGACCUUGGUGAAGGGCUUCAGCUGAGAUAUCUAUUUAUGCUUUUCCUGUUGUCUUAUUCUUAUUUUAAGGCCUGAAAUGAACAAAUGUCUGCUUUUUGCUCAUAAAAAAUAAAAUGUGAACAGUU
Siniperca chuatsi (mandarin fish) is the source of this 1844-nucleotide messenger RNA. RefSeq lists its product as uncharacterized. The transcript has 9 exons. The record is from RefSeq and is a predicted model, not a curated record. The coding region runs from base 194 to 1468 and encodes 424 amino acids. NCBI's taxonomy places the organism in Eukaryota, Metazoa, Chordata, Actinopteri, Centrarchiformes, Sinipercidae.